Molecule: messenger RNA, 223 nt
Organism: Microdochium trichocladiopsis
Lineage: Eukaryota; Fungi; Ascomycota; Sordariomycetes; Xylariales; Microdochiaceae
Exons: 2
Biological process (GO): regulation of DNA-templated transcription
Molecular function (GO): DNA-binding transcription factor activity, RNA polymerase II-specific; zinc ion binding
Source: RefSeq, a predicted model, not a curated record
GGAGCUUUUUAGCAAUAAAUCGUAGCCGAUGUCGGUAAGUAAACCAAGUUGCCCGCGGUGCGGAAAGCACUUCACCCGAGUAUCAUCACGCAAUCGACACAGCGCGCGGUGUCUACAAGGAUGGACGGCUCCAGCCCGCCGCAAGGCCUGCUUAACCUGUGCCACAUCCAAAUUGCGCUGCGGAUUGGAACGUCCUGGCUGCGCGCGAUGUCGUUCAAGGAAC